AUGUCCAACCUAUCACUGGCAAGUCACAAACGGAUACUCACGCGGUAUACUAACCAAUUGCAAAAAGUUCUAACCCGAUUCAAAGACGCGCAGUUAGAAGAAAUCAGCGUUCAAAACCUGCAAGAUGAGGUAACGCCCACCGUUAUUCAAACAUGCCUACAGCAGUUAGAGGAAGCAGUGGCAGCGUUAGAAAACAUGACCACAAAGAUUCAACACGCUCUAGAUGAACUCGCUACCAUGUUCGAAAAGUCACACCCAACGUCACCGAAUAUUGAAGAAGAGUUCGCACAGUACUCAACUACUGCUGAAGAAGCCAUUGGCAAUACUUUCGAAUACCUUGUACUCCUUCAUGCUCGGAUCCAUGGCUUCAAGGCUCAUGCUGAGCUUCUCAACACAUCCCACAAACACUCCACUACGAAUAGUAGUAAAGAUGAAUCCACCGUCACAGCAGUCGUGAAAAAUCUGGAGCUACCCACAAUCCCAAUCCCAACAUUCAAUGGCGACAUCUGGGACUGGGAUAACUUUUGGGAGCUUUUCAACUUAAAC
Molecule: messenger RNA, 546 nt
Organism: Angiostrongylus costaricensis
Lineage: Eukaryota; Metazoa; Nematoda; Chromadorea; Rhabditida; Metastrongylidae
Source: the annotation of a GenBank genome assembly